CAUCGCUUACUUAUCAGUAUAGUAGCGACAGUCUCGGUGGGUGGAUAAACCGUAUUGCAAAUAAUAUUGUACAAAAUUUAAUUUUUAUUGCUUCGUUUACACGCGUGCAAUAAUUUCAUUGUAGACAUUUCAAACAUAAACAAGUGACAAUCUUUAUAACGAAAACAAAAAAAACAAAGCAAGAACAAAUCAACAGCCGCGCUUAUCAACAAUUCUACGGAAUAACCCAUCUGUAUGAGUAUUCCAGUGAAGAGUGUGACUGCUUAUAAUAAAGAUCCCAUGAUUGCCGCAAUUUGUUAUUCGGCACGUUACGUCCUUCUUAGCGUUUUUGGCAAUUACAACGAUGAAAUAUCACAUGCGAUCUGGGAGUAAAAACCCCAUAUAUGAAUGACACAUACAACAACACGAGAAUGAAGCGCAACAAAUGCGAUCGCGUGAACAACCAAAGUCAAGUGCGUUCAACAAAAAAAUACGAGCAAAUGUAUACGAGUGCUACCAAAAAAAUGGAAAGAGUGGUGGCUUCUAUGGAGCGCCCCGAUGCGCCGAUCAGUUCAAAACCUAGUGACUAUGGUAGCACAACGCUUAAAAAUCGCGCUCCACCCACCUACGGUCAAGAUAUAACGGCGGAAAUACGCAUAACCAGCAACGAGUGCGCUCUAGAUUCGAACGAAAAAAGCUACGACCACGACGACAGUGACCAUUCGGUUGGGCAUCACUAUUCCAAUAGCAGUGCAACAGACGUAAACGACAUCACUUACCAGAGUUUACCAAUACCUGCCACCACUUACACAUCAAGUCUCUUUGCUGCCGCGUGCAGUACAUCUUCAGCGUCGCGCUUCCAAACACGAAACUCCCACUCCCGUCAUUCUCGUUACGCAUACAGCAGAAUGGAAACGUACAUUGAUGAAAGUUCAGCCCCGAAGAAAUCUAAAUGGAACGCAGGAUCAUUUCAACGUUUCGAAACGUUCCUGUUUGUGGUGAAUCAAAUGUGUAUCGGUUUUGUGACCAUCUACAUGAGUUUUCUUUGCAUCACAAACGGACUACAGCAGACGCCUCUUCAUGCGUGGCUGGUGACACUCGGGUACUCACUGCUGACGGCCGAGGGGGUGAUGGUCCACUUCAACGCCAAUCCGUUGACAUCGCACUACAAGCGACAUGAGAAGCACACGAUACACUGGGUGUUGCAAGUCGCGGGCGGUGGCCUUGGCAUGGGCGGUACGAUGUACAAAUGCAUACAGAAAGGUUUCAUGCUGACUAGCACUCAUGGCAAACUGGGUUUCACCACAUUCAUCUUCUGCUUGAUAUCUUGGUUAAGCGGUUUGUCUGCGCUUUAUCAAUUGAAACUAAAAUCCUUUGUCCGUCCACUAUUCAAUCGAACAAUCCACAACUUGCUUGGCUUAACCUGCUUCGUACUCGCUCUGGUAACGCAGUUUUUUGGCUAUCAGACAGGUUUCUUUUCGUCUCGUACAACUACGGAAUUCCAAUAUUGCAUCAAAACAAUUACGCUCCUUUCACUGGUGCUGACCUGUAUUGGACCCAUAAAGGCAUUACUACAGAAGGCUCGUACCAUUAUAAAAAAUUGAUAGAAAGUCUAUGAAGUUAUGUAAGGGCUAACAGUGCCAUAUGUGGCUUAGCUUAUUUCUUAUUAAAAAUAUGAUUAUUUAGUUUUUAUAUUUUAUUUAUAAAUACUUCAUUUAGUAAUUGAAUUAAUCCUAUGCAUUAAAUGUGAAAUUAAAAAUAUGCGUAGAGUA
Anastrepha ludens (Mexican fruit fly) is the source of this 1751-nucleotide messenger RNA. RefSeq lists its product as uncharacterized. The record is from RefSeq and is a predicted model, not a curated record. Gene Ontology annotation, molecular function: transmembrane monodehydroascorbate reductase activity. The transcript has 6 exons. Lineage: Eukaryota; Metazoa; Arthropoda; Insecta; Diptera; Tephritidae. Bases 384 to 1583 code for a protein of 399 amino acids.